Messenger RNA from Rangifer tarandus platyrhynchus (Svalbard reindeer), 459 nucleotides. The record is from the annotation of a GenBank genome assembly. Lineage: Eukaryota; Metazoa; Chordata; Mammalia; Artiodactyla; Cervidae.
AUGGACAAGAAUCUGUUUGCACACGGGAAAGAGGAGGGCUGGGAGGUCAAGGUCCUCUUGGGGGCAGUGGGGACUGGGUGGAGGGAGGGCUGCUGGGGUCCAGGCAUCAGGGGAGGCUUUGGCUGGGCCUGGGGGCUGCGGGAGCUCACGGCAGUGAGAUGGAAUAAGGGGCAGCAGGUACAGCAGGGUAGAGGCAGUAAAGGCUCCCAGAUCCAGCAGAGCGUCCUCAGAGGAACUUCUGGAAUGGGCCCCUGGCCCUGGGUCAAAAUUAGGUCAGAUUUGGGACUUUCUGUGGAAUUUUCCCCUCUCCUCCCUGCCCUCCUUCUUCCAUUUUCCAAACCAUCCGAGGACCUUCCCACCCUUAACCUCUUCUCAGCUUCAACCUCUAGGCAGCCUUCUGCAGUGAGGAGAGGUGGGGGUGAGGGGGUGGUCUUCCCAGGGCUCAUCUGUGUUGAGUGA